Molecule: messenger RNA, 781 nt
Organism: Asparagus officinalis (garden asparagus)
Lineage: Eukaryota; Viridiplantae; Streptophyta; Magnoliopsida; Asparagales; Asparagaceae
Product: serine/threonine-protein phosphatase 7 long form homolog
Exons: 7
Coding region: 2-781 (259 amino acids)
Biological process (GO): meristem development; meristem maintenance
Source: RefSeq, a predicted model, not a curated record
AAUGCCUGGAGGAAAUAUUAAAUUGAAGUGGCUAAAAGAUACCUUCUCGGUGCUGUUGCCUUUUGAUGCGCCGCCAAUAUUGAUUGAGCAACAUGCACGUGCAUACAUUAUGCACAUGAUCGGUUCAAUAUUAUUUCCAGAUUCGAGUAAAGAUAAAGUGCAUGCCAGGUGGUUACCACUUAUCGGGGACUUGGACACGUGUGGUGCGUUAUCGUGGGGUAGUGCGGUUUUGGCGUACCUAUAUAGAGAGAUGUCUAAGGUUGCAUUCAUGAAAAAUAGUGACCUCAAAGGGUGUCUCAGCUUACUGCAAGUAUGGGCAUGGGAGAGGCUGCAUUUGAAGCCGAGACUAUGCGUGAAUUUACAAUUAGACGGACAAAUUCCACUAGGAUGCAGAUGGAAUGUCCAAAAAUGUUUUGACGAGACCCCGGCGAGACAGUUAGAUUUCUACCGAAAUGAGCUUGACCGCAUGAAGAUUUUUCAGAUGGAAUGGGAGCCCUACACCCCAUUUCUCGAUCAUCUACCCCCGAUAUGCACAGAAUACCCAGUUAUAUGGAGAGCCAGAGUUCCUCUAAUAUGUUUUGAGAUAGUAGAAAUGCAUGUAUCAACAAUAGAUGAUGUUCAAACCAUUGUAAAUCGUGGCCUGGAAUUGGCUCGAGCAGGUACAUAUCCCGAAGCACAGAAUCAUGCAUCAAUAUAUCAGUCGAAAAUGCAGAGGCUUCACCAAGCCUUACAUCGAACUCAUGAAGACCUUCAUGAUGGACUAGAGGGAAUUAACAUAUGA